This is a messenger RNA of Nematostella vectensis (starlet sea anemone), 2420 nucleotides long. Its product is annotated as signal transducing adapter molecule 2. The record is from RefSeq and is a predicted model, not a curated record. Gene Ontology annotation, cellular component: ESCRT-0 complex. The transcript is spliced from 19 exons. Bases 117 to 1781 code for a protein of 554 amino acids. Gene Ontology annotation, molecular function: phosphatidylinositol binding; ubiquitin binding. Lineage: Eukaryota; Metazoa; Cnidaria; Anthozoa; Actiniaria; Edwardsiidae. Gene Ontology annotation, biological process: protein transport to vacuole involved in ubiquitin-dependent protein catabolic process via the multivesicular body sorting pathway.
ACCAUUAGAGCGGGGGCGCGCGUGACAUCAUGGGUAUUAUUAUUGCUCAUCACAAGAAGAAACACCGACCUAGAAUCUCAAAUUGUGCCGAGAUAUAGCACAAAAAAUACACCAACAUGCCGCUUUUUUCAAGCUCCUCUCCUUACGACCAGGAAGUUGAAAAAGCUACAAGCGAACUAAAUACCACCGAAGACUGGCAAAUUAUCAUGGAAAUUUGCGAUAAAAUUCCUCGAUCUCCUAACGGGCCUAAAGAUGCUUUGAGGUCAAUUAUGAAGAGAGUGAUUCACCGGAACCCCCACAUUGCCAUGCAGGCUCUGACACUGUUGUCUGCUUGUGUCAAUAACUGUGGGAAAGUCUUCCAUCUUGAGAUUUGUUCGAGAGACUUUGUCAGUGAAGCUAAGAGUAUUCUACUCUCAAGGACCCACCCUAAAGUUAUGGACAAGUUUAAGGAGUUGAUCAAGGAGUGGGUCAACAUGUUCAAAGAGGAUCCCCAGCUGAGUUUGAUUUCUGUGAUGUGUGAACAACUUAAGACUGAGGGGGUGGACCUUGGUGUAGUACAGACAACCUCCAAAACUAGUAGUAGCAGCAGUAGUAGUAUGAAAUCCUCACCAGCAAGUUCCUCGGCCGCAUCCUCACUAUCCCAGGAAGAGGAGGAUUUAGCUAGAGCAAUUCAGUUGUCUUUACAAGACUCUGAAGGGUCAAAGCCUAAAGUAUCAAGUUUGUACCCAUCAGCAAAAGUACCAUCGCCAACACCUAUUAGAAGGGUGAAGAUGCAGGAGAGAAAAAAGGUUCGAGCUCUGUAUGAUUUUGAGGCAGCUGAGGAUAAUGAACUGACCUUUAAAACUGGAGAUAUAAUAUCUAUCUUAGAUGACAGUGAUGCUAGUUGGUGGAAGGGAGAGACCCCAAAUGGCACAGGAUUAUUCCCAUCAAACUUUGUCACCUCUGAUCUUUCAGAACCUCAAUCCCCCACUGUUCGAGCAGAAAAGGUAGAAAAGAAAAAGAAGGUCCGGUGGGCCGAUGCAGCGGCUAGGCAAGAAAAUCUCCCUAAAGAGCAAGUUGUAAAGCCAAAAAUUGAUGAGGACAAGAUUGAGGAGUGUCUGUCAAUGUUAAAGGCAGCCAGUGUGGAAGGGGACGAUGAGCAGGAAGAUGCAAUAAUUGAUCUUGAAUAUGCUUGCCACAGUAUGGAAGAAAUUGUCAACAAAAAGAUUGAAAAGAGCAAAGCGAAGCAUCAAGAUUUGUCAUCUCUGAAUGAGCAGUAUUUACAGGCUCUAGCCCUAUACCAAAAAUUAAUGAAGGAGCCACUCCCUAUUCCACCAACACCUACAUAUAACUACAGCACAAGGCCUCAGGCAUAUGGCUAUCAGCCAACUUCAGUAGCUCCACCGCAGUACCAACAGAUUUAUGGUCCACCACCUCCAGCAUAUCCACAGGCAUCCCAACUACCAUACAGUGAACCUUCACAAGCUGCAAUGAGUGCUGGGUACUCCAGUCUAGGACCCGGCCAGCCUGCCUAUCCCAAUCACAUGGCAGCAUCUCAAGGUGCCACGCCCAAUGGUUACCAGCCCCCAUCCCAGCAACACCUACCACAGGCACCCCAGCAGCCCAUGUCUGCACCACAGCAGUACUACCCACAGCAUCAAGCACAGCAUGCGUCUUACACUCAAGGGUUACCUCCACCAUCAGGUCAACAGUACCCGCCGCAAGCUACAUCCGGGUACUCGUCAAUGGGUUCAAACGUCCCUCAGCCCCAAAUGGUUUACAGCCAGCAGCCACUGUUAUGAUAACACUGUGGUUUGAACUGGUACAAUGAAUUUUAAUACUACAAAAUAUAUAUGGCUAAAUGGUGCAUUAUAAGAAUGGAUGUACAGAAAUAUGUUCUCCAGCUUGAAAGACAUAAAAAUAUUUGCCCAUUUGAACACCCAGAUUUGUGGGUGGGGAUUGAGGUACACUGGCCCCAACCAGUCCCCUGGAUUAAAGGGGGGGGGCACUGGUGCCAUCUGGAGCCCUGAAUAAUAUGCCAUUGCUUUGCUAGAUUUUUGAUGCAGCUUUUUUAUAGAAUGGAAUCAAACUGAAUUCUGCUAAAUCUGGAGCUACUUAUCACAAAAAAGUUGCAAGCCUGUGAGAAUACAGGUUCUUGUGGUUUGAAUGGGAGCCAUCAUUUGUUAUAGACUCGUCAUGAUUUAAAAAAAAGUAGUCUUUGGGUAACACCUGUAAAUUAUGCUACCUUUUUAAAAAUUAUUGAUUUGUUGGAUUUGCAGUCUUUAGUCAAAUUCAGGCGUUAACAAGGAUCGUGGCUUAGCCAAGCUAGGACAAGUAAACAUUGUGGCAAAUGAAAUUAUGCACCAAAGCACAACGAUCUUUAGGUAUAUACUUAGGAGUAAUUAGUGAUUGACAUUGUAAAUAAACUGAUAAUAGUUGAA